CACGGAGGUGUCCUUUUGCUGGGGAAAAGUGUUCUUAAAGUUCCUCAGCCCAAAGGACGGAAUCAUGUGGGGGAGCAAGGGAUUUGUGGGGAUGGUGGUGCUGGUGUUGCUGGUAACCGUGGAGAUGCCCGCCCUAACCGACGGGGCUAGGGUGUUGGCCAUCUUUCCAUCGCCAGCCCGCAGUCAUCAGAUAGUGUACCGUGCGUUCAUGAAGGGUUUGAUCGAACGGGGCCACGAGCUGACGAUUAUGACAACGGACCCGUUCGCAGAGGAUCAUCCCAACGUGACCGUGAUAGACUGGAGCUAUGCGUACCGGAUCGUGGAACAAAAUCUCGACGUGGUGGACAUGAAGCAGCGUAACAUGAACUUCUACCAGAUUGCGGUACAGCUGCGAAGGUUGACACGGAUGUUCCUUGAGGCGGAACUGGCCCACCCCGAAGUGCAAGCGUUGAUCCACUCGCGGGACGCUCAGUUCGAUGUGGUCAUUGUGGAGUACUAUCAGUUCACACCGAUGUAUGCGUUCGCAGAACUGUUCCAGGCACCGAUGAUCGGGAUCAGUUCGAUCGAUUCGAUGGGCAUGUGCCAUGAGGCGAUCGGCAAUGUGAUGAAUGUGGUGGCGCAUCCCGAGAUGAACCACAAGUUUACGAAGGACUUAAACUUCUUCCAGCGUGUUGAAGCGGUUAUCUCGAAUCUGUUCAUACAGUUCCACAUUUUACCAACCGACUUUGCUGUUUUCGAUCGAAUGAUCGAACAAAACUUCGGCAGCAAUAUGACACGAUCGUGGGACCUGAUGCGUCGAAUCGAUUUCUUGAUGGUGAACGCAGAACCAGCGCUCGGAUAUGUGCGUCCCCUGGUUCCAAACGCCAUUCAGCUAGGUUUUAUGCACAUUCAACCACCAAAAGCGCUCCCGAAGGAUCUGCAAUCGUAUCUGGAUCGUUCGGUGCACGGUGUGGUGUACUUUAGUCUCGGGACGCUCAUCCGUAGUGACUCGCUUAAUCAACACAAUCUAAACCUCUUCCUGGAGGUGUUUAAAUCGCUCAAGUAUGAUGUGCUGUGGAAACAUGACGCUGAUCUGGACCUGAACGGCACGACCAACAUUCGGAUGGAACGCUGGGUACCGCAGCAGGAUGUUCUUGCACAUCCGAAGGUGAGAGUGUUUGUCAUGCAGGGCGGCCAGCAGUCGAUGGAGGAAGCAAUAGACCGGCACGUUCCGCUUGUGGUGAUACCGUUCAACUUCGAUCAGUUUGGCAACGCGGACAAGGUAACCGAGCGGGGCAUUGGCCGAUCGGUGUGGAUGGAGCGCCUGACGGUGGAAGGACUGCGUGAGUGCAUCAACGAUGUGGCCAGCAACAAGCGGUAUAAGCGGAACGUUGCCCGACUGGGAAGGUUGGUGCGUGAUCAACCGAUGCGCCCGGUCGAAAAGGCGGUCUGGUGGACGGAGUACAUCAUCCGGCAUAAUGGUGUGGAGCAUUAUCGGUAUCCGGCAGCUCACAUGCCCUUCCUGGUGUACCACUACUAUGAUGUGAUCGGUGCCGGAGUCUUACUUGCGAUUGUCCUCCUGACAAGCGUGUACUAUUUGCUAAGGCGAAUGUUCCGAUCUUUAGGCAGUUCCAUCAAGUACGGUGAAGGUCAUUUAUCGAGCGCGAAACUGUUGAAGGAAAAGGCUCUGUAG
Messenger RNA from Anopheles maculipalpis, 1672 nucleotides. RefSeq names its product UDP-glucosyltransferase 2-like. Gene Ontology annotation, molecular function: UDP-glycosyltransferase activity. The record is from RefSeq and is a predicted model, not a curated record. NCBI's taxonomy places the organism in Eukaryota, Metazoa, Arthropoda, Insecta, Diptera, Culicidae. The transcript has 3 exons. The coding region runs from base 65 to 1672 and encodes 535 amino acids.